CCCGCCCUGCCGCGCGGCGCUUGGGUGUUGCGGCCUGGCCGCGCGCUCGGACGGCGGUGCCAUGGCGAUGGCUAGGCUCUGCAGAUUUAGGACUAAAGUCUGCAUGGCACCAUCCUUUGGGAGAUGGCUACAAAAUGAGCUCUGGACAAGGUCAUGGAGAAGGGAAGAUGCUCGCCUACCCCGGUGUUUUGGUACACGGGAGCGUCUGCAGUCACAAACCUGGCGAGUUAAUGCUGUUAAUGGUUAUCUUGGGAGACAGCAAGAGCCAUCUCUGUGUCUGUGCCAUUCGGCCCCUGCUGCUGCGGUCCAACAGAAGGCUGUGGAUGGGAAAAGAGAGGAGUUCAGACUGGUCUACAGGUUUCCAGGGAUUAAGUACUGCAGGGUGCUGUCCAGACUGAAGCUGUUACAGACUGCCACUACUGUGGUCAUACUGCCUCCCAUCUGCUACCUCUAUCUGCAAGACCAGGUUUCUCAGAAUAUCCUCUUGUAUACAACUGGCGUUGCGCUCUUUGCUGGUGCGAUGUUGUAUGGUAUGAGCUACUUUUUCAGAAGAAUUAUCGGAUUAAUCUACUUAAAUGAAACCGGCCGUACUGUCAAAGUGGCUCACUUGACAUUUUGGGGAAGACGGAAUGAUAUUUAUUGUCCUAUAGAGACAGUGAUGACUCUGGAUGAAGCUGGAGAUAGCAAGGGGGAGCUACUUCUCCAGUUCAAACGGUAUAACAGUACAGACAUUUUAUAUUUUACAGUUAAGUUUGGACAGAUUAUAGACAGACAGAAGUUUACUCAAAUAUUUGGAGAACUUAAGUGAUACAGCAACUAACUGCCAGUGAUUUUCCUUGUUGCAUGUUCAUUGUGCUUAUUCUUCUGUGAAGUUUAAUUACUUUACCAAACUGACAUACUUCUGUCACUUUCCCAUGCAGAGCCUGCUGGUAAGUGCACUCAGUGUAGAAAGUAGAAAGGGUAAAGAAAAACCCCUGGAUUAAAUGUCUUUGCAGUUUGUGCAAGGUGCAAGUAGUAUCUCUUCUAUAUUGGAUGCAGUGAUGUGUGUGGUGCACUGUCACCAGCAGCCCUAAGUCUAAACCAUCCUGCUUGGAACAUGCAGGAGGCCGAGUUACCAGUGCUGCCCUGACUGUUUCGGCUGGCCUCAGAUUGCUUUGGAACAGGAAAAACAGGAGAAAAAAAAAAAAGUGAAAUGCAGUAACUCUGCCAGAGCAUCCUCACUUUAAAUUCAUUGUUUCUUUUACCAAAUUUUAGGUUGACUGGGAAGCCUCUUGAAAUUAAAACCUGUCUCAGAUAUGAUAAGUAAUGCUGACUGUCAGAGAUACCUCCAUUUCAUAACACGAGUGCGUAACUGGGAAGGGCAGUAUGGAAUGGUGUGUAAGGUGUGCGGGUCUCUUGGCCAGGUCUUCCAGGCUGUGAGCAUACCCAUGCGAAACAAGACAUGUGGACAGUUCAGCUGUCAGCGUAAGUUACAGACUGGGACAGAAUGUCAGGAGCCUCUUGUAGAAAUUGCUUUUCCCUUGGAAUAAGGGAAAAACAUACCUAAACUAUGAUGCUGCAAGUUACAGGGACAGUCUGUGAUCCUUUGUUCAGUUUGGAUCCUAAUCAUCUUUUUAAUUUGGAACUACUUGUCCUUCUCGGCAUAUAUUUGUGUUUGUUCUGUAUGUAUUUAACCAAUGCUGUAACACUUGAGUUGCAAAAUUUUCAGUAAAUGUUAUCAAAAA
This is a messenger RNA of Grus americana (Whooping crane), 1724 nucleotides long. It is a transcript of the gene TMEM186, whose product is annotated as transmembrane protein 186. The transcript is spliced from 2 exons. Lineage: Eukaryota; Metazoa; Chordata; Aves; Gruiformes; Gruidae. Bases 62 to 808 code for a protein of 248 amino acids. The record is from RefSeq and is a predicted model, not a curated record. Gene Ontology annotation, cellular component: mitochondrion.